GAAGAGUGAACCUGUUACUUAGCCUGUCCAGCAUUACAACAAAAUUUUCAUCGCUUUAUUUGGUCUAGACAAAUCGGGAUUAUUUUUAGCGCGUUUUACUCCUUUUAGUACUUCUCAUCAAACGCUUACUGUAUUGCACUGUGUGUCUCUGACGGAGGUUUAAAGCUCUGAUGGAGGAGUCAGUAGACUCCGGCGGCGGUGGUGCGGCAUCAGAGGGCCUCAUGGUGCAAGUGACGGAGAUCCGCUACCCCGUAGGAGCGCGUCCUCUACGGCUGCUCGAGUGGAAGGUGAAACCAGGAGCUCUGGUGAACGUUGACUCCGUCAUCGCGGUUUGCGCGCCGAUUCUCGCCGAAAACGAGUCGAGAGGGCACGAGAGGAAGCUGAAGUCAGACCGCGCUGGAGUUGUGCGCGAACUGUGCUGUCAGCUCGGGCAGGUCAUCGCGCCUGGGAGUGUCAUAGCAAAAGUGGAAGAAUGCAGCCAUCCCGUUGUGAUGAAGGGUCUAUGUGCAGAAUGUGGCCAGGACUUAACUCAGCUACAAAGCAAGAAUGGAAAGCAGCAGGUGCCCAUUUCUACAGCAACAGUUUCCAUGGUGCACAGUGUUCCAGAGCUCAUGGUCAGCUCAGAGCAAGCAGAGCAGCUUGGCCGAGAGGACCAGCAAAGACUUCACAGGAACAGGAAGUUGGUGCUGAUGGUGGAUCUGGACCAAACACUGAUCCACACCACUGAACAGCACUGCCAGCGCAUGUCCAACAAGGGAAUCUUGCAUUUCCAGCUGGGACGAGGAGAGCCCAUGCUUCAUACACGUCUGAGGCCUCACUGCAAAGACUUUCUUGAAAAGAUUGCCAACCUCUAUGAGCUGCAUGUCUUCACUUUUGGCAGUCGUUUAUACGCUCAUACCAUUGCAGGUUUUUUGGACCCUGAAAAGAAGCUCUUCUCUCAUAGGAUAAUGUCUAGAGAUGAAUGCAUUGACCCUUUCUCUAAGACAGGCAACCUCAGAAAUUUGUUCCCGUGCGGAGACUCCAUGGUGUGCAUCAUAGACGAUAGAGAGGAUGUGUGGAAAUUUGCCCCCAACCUCAUCACAGUGAAGAAAUACAUCUACUUCCAGGGCACAGGGGACAUCAAUGCUCCGCCGGGCUCACGAGAGGCCCAGAUGGCCAGAAAAGGUGCAGGUAAUCAGGCAGGCCGACCAGCAGAGAACAUGGAAUCGUCUGGGACAUCUGGGCAGGAGGAACAGAGAAAUGGCCUCAGCAAAUCCAGCAAAGAAAGAAAAACUGGGCAUGAGGAGUCAUCCCCCUCUGCCACCACCACUCAGGGAGCAUCAACCAAUGAGAGGACUCACCCCACAGGGGAACGGCCCAAUGAUGACAAGUGUACUGUGAAAGUGGAGGGGGAGGACACCUUAGGUGAGGCUGAUGUAAACGCUGCUACGGAUGGCACUGCCAAUGACCUGGACUUUUACCUUUCAAGCGACAGUGACGAGGGUAAAGUGGAAUUAUCGGACAGCGAAGGAGAAGGACGGUUGGUAGAUGCUAAGAAAUCCGAACAAACAAAAACCGAGGAUGAUAGGGAAGCUAGACAACUGAGGACAGAGGUGGACAAUAUUCCUGACACGGAUCCGGAAGGUCUUGUUAAUUUAGGCAACGGCUGUUCUGAUAAGAAAGAAGCAGAAACAGAAUCUCAAAACAGUGAGCAGUCAGGUGUCACCAUGGGGGAGGAGUCAUUCGAUCACAGCAUGGAGGAUGAGGAGGAAGAGGAGGACAUGGAUCAGGACGACCACCUUAUUUACCUGGAGGAAGUUUUGGUUCGCGUCCACAGUGAGUACUACUCACGCUACGAGGCCUUCCUGAAGAAGGAGAGCUUGGAGAGUCCCGACAUCCGGAAAAUUGUCCCCGAACUAAAGGGACGUACACUGGCGGGCACCACGAUCCUCUUCAGUGGCCUCUAUCCCACCAAUUACCCAAUGGAGCGCACUCGAGAGUGGUACCACGGCAAGGCGCUGGGUGCCAAACUUGGCAAGACCCUGAUACUCAAUGCCAAAGACCCCGACCACACCACCCACCUUAUUGCUGCACGUGCAGGCACUGAGAAAGUGCGUCAAGCUCAGGACUGUAAACAUCUUCAUGUGGUGAAUCCUGAUUGGCUGUGGGGCUGCCUGGAGCGUUGGGAACGAAUCGAGGAACAGCUCUUUCCUCUGAAAGAAGACUAUAGCAAAUCACACAGGAGCAGCAGUCCCGCCACAUUUCCAAAUGUCCAGGAGUCUCUUCUCAGGCCUCUGUUCCCACCCACUACCGUUCAGCACAAGUCCCCACCAGUGCUGGAGAUGCGGACAUAUGACCCUGUCACCGGAAAACUCAUCCGCAGGGGUCCACAGGCCUCCCGUCCACCCUCUUAUCAUCACUCGCAUGGAUCAUCCUCUGCUCAGCCUGCACAUGGAGAUCUCAGGUUAGGUCAUGGGUCUCAGCAACCGGAGGGGGAUGCAGGAUUGAGUCGUGACAAUGAGCAGCCUGGACCUUCACACAGGGAACGACAGCCCAGCAUGUCUGAAACCAUGCCACUCUACACAAUGUGCAAAGAAGACCUGGACAGCAUGGACAAAGAGGUGGAUGACAUCCUCGGGGAGGAGAGUGAUAAUGAGAGUGAGGGAAAAGGGAAAGAGGAGAAGAUGGAGGCAGAGGAUGAGGACGAGGAGCAGCAGCCUCAGACAAGCAGACAGAAGGCCCCAGCAUCAGAUCCCCAACAAACCCUUAGCACUGUUGUUGAAGAAGUGGCCCAAAUGUCGACCAGUGAAGAAGUUUGUGUAGCAGAGAGUGUGCUCAGGGGCCACAAAAGAAAACUGGAAGAGGCCAGAGACAAUGAAGAAGAUGAAGGCUCCAGUAAAGACUCGAAUGAGGAUGAGGAGGGCAGCAGCUCGGAGGCCGAUGAGAUGGUCGCUGCGCUGGAGGCGGAGCUUAAUGACUUCAUGUGACCUGAUUGGAUGAUGAAACUAUGAAAAUGAACUACUCUAAUCAGAGCUGAUGUUUUCAUAUGGUACUGGAGAUAUAUGAACGUGUGCUUUUGUGUCGCUGUUAUACAGCGCAAGUAAACAAAUGUAUCGAAACAAAUAGGGAGGUUUACAAAGUAGAUAGUUCAUGUACAGAUAGAGUUUUAGACACAAAGUUCAAUUUUAUUGUGAAUUCAUAUAGUGGUGUGGGAAGUAGAUUUUUUGUGUGUGUGUAAUAUUUUACUUAUUUUUGCUCCAGUUCCAAAACAAAUUUUUAUAUUAUGUAAAGGAAAUUCAUAUUUGGCCAUGAUUGCCAAAGAGUCUGAACCGGGCCUGUGUGGGCCAUUAUCUACAAACUCAGUUGAUGUUUAAAGGGGUUUGUGGUGCUCACCAGCAGUCAAACUCAAGACGUCUGAAUGUGUCCUGUGUCUCUUUCUUAUCGUUUUGUGCUUUGUCCAGUGACAUUGGUGCCCCAGAGAGUGAUUGACACUGUGCUGCACCAAAUACAGAAAACCAGCACCAUAAGACAGGCCCACAGCCGCUGUCCUCACUUUCUUUUACCAAAAAUGUUCCAUUAAACAAUGUGAAUAGCUGUGAAUAUGAAUUGUAAAACAAGUUAGAAUGAUUCACUGCUUACACCUUUGCAUUUUGGCGAGUAUUAAAGGAAUAUUCCGUGUUCAAUACAAGUUAAGCUCUACCGACAGCAUUUGUGGCAGAGUGUUGAGUACCACAAAAAAUGAUUUCGAUUUAACCUUUUAUUUAAAACGGAGCAAAAAACUGGUUAUAUUGAGGCACCUACAAUGAAGGUGAAUGGGGCCAGUCCGUAAACGUUAAAUUGCAAACUUUCAAAAGUAUAGCCACAAGACAUAAACAUUAUACGUGCUUAAAUGAUUUUAGCUUAAAAGGUUUACCUUGGCAACAAAGUUGUAAAAUUGCUUAUAACUUUACAAUGAUAAGGUUGGUAAGUGAUUUUAACACUAAAAUCAUGUUGGUGUAUAAUGUUUACGUUUUGUGUAUAUUUGAAGCAGUGAGUAUUUUUUAUGUUUAUGGAUUGGCCCCAUUCACUCCCAUGGUAAGUGCCUCACUGAGAGUCAAAAAUCAUUUCUGUGGUAAUCAUCAUUAUGCUACAAAUUUUGUCAGUUGAGCUUAGCUUGUAUUGAACCCAGAAUAUUUCUUUAAGACUUGCGAUUCGAUUCUAGUUUGUGACUUGUUUAUUACAAAUGUUUGUAAGAUCAUUUUCUUUAAAUCGAUAAAUGUGAUCAUUUCUUGUCCUGUUGUUUAUAAGAUGAAACGUUGUAAUUAAAUGUGCUAUCCAACACAGGACAUCACAACAUAAUGUCAUCAUUUGGCUUCUUAAAGGUCACUGAGUUUGAUAGUGAACACUGUGGCAGCAUUAAACCGGGUGUUUGGUUGGCUCUCAUGCCACCCUAAGCCAUCACUGUACGGACUGAUCAGAUCCAGACUAGUAGGAUUCAAGUGACCUUGAACAGGAGUGCUGAUCUAAGGUCAGUUUUUGGUUCUAGAUUGGUGUUCAUGGUCUUAGCCACUUGAAAGUUGACUAGACUUCUAGAUCUGAAUCUGUUUCAAAUAUUUCUCAGAGGUGAGAUAAAAUAAGCACUUUUAUGCUUUUAUGGCACCUCAUCUCUGUGUGCGUUUGUGUUUGACUGGCAGGCUUCCUGUUCCUUUCAUUGUGUUGUUGUUUUCAACAAUGUAAAAUAUUUGUACUGUAUAUUCUUUUUCAUACCUGACCAAGAAGAUACUUUUCAUUUAAUAAAGGUUUGUUUUAUAGAUUGGUGUUUUGAAGAGUGUUUGUGUUGUUUAAAUGCAGUGCAUUGUAUUAGAGUGUUUAAAAAAAACUCAGUGACCGUCUAGAUGCGCUUAAUAAUUGAAUGAAGGGAACAAAAUCCAUACAGAGAUUCUACACAUCAAUUAAAUGACUCAUUUAUUUGGUUUGGAAAAUUUUCUGUUAAAAUACCCCUUAUAA
This is a messenger RNA of Xyrauchen texanus (razorback sucker), 4965 nucleotides long. RefSeq names its product RNA polymerase II subunit A C-terminal domain phosphatase-like. The transcript has 13 exons. The record is from RefSeq and is a predicted model, not a curated record. Lineage: Eukaryota; Metazoa; Chordata; Actinopteri; Cypriniformes; Catostomidae. Bases 171 to 2966 code for a protein of 931 amino acids. Gene Ontology annotation, cellular component: nucleus. Gene Ontology annotation, molecular function: RNA polymerase II CTD heptapeptide repeat phosphatase activity.